CAUGUCAACAGUGUGGAAAGAGUUUCACUCAAAAAGCAACCCUUAAAAGCCACAUGAGUGUUCACACCAGAGAGAAGCCAUACACAUGCGAACAGUGUGGAAGCAGUUUCACUCAGCAAGGAAGCUUUAACAGGCACAUGAUACUUCACACCGGAGAGAAGCCUUACACCUGCAAACUGUGUGGGAAAAAAUUCACUCAAAAAGUACACCUUAAAGUCCACAUGACAAAUCACACUGAAGGAAACUCUUUCACCUGCCAACCGUGUGGAAAAGGUUUUAACAGAAAAGAAGACCUUGAAGCCCACAUGACAGUUCACACUGAAGGGAGCCCUUUUACCUGCCAACAGUGUGGAAAAAGUUUUAACAAAAAAAGAAACCUUAAUGCACACGUGAAAAUUCACACUGGAGAAAAGCCUUACUUGUGUCCUGAAUGUGGAAUAAGCUUCAACCAAAGAGGAAACCUUAACAGGCAUAUGAAAACUCACACUGGAGAAAACCGUUUUACCUGCAAACAGUGUGGAAAACGUUUUAUUCGAAAAGGAAACCUUAAUUACCACAUGAGAAUUCAUACCGGAGAGAAGCCUUACACAUGCCCUCAAUGUGGAAAGAGUUUUACACAUAAACAGACUUUUAAAGUCCACAUUAGAAUUCACACCGGAGAGAAACCUUACGCCUGCGAACUGUGUGGAAAGAGCUUCACUCAAAAAGGACACCUUAAAAUCCACAUGACAAAUCACACUGAAGGAAGCUCUUUCACCUGCCAUCUGUGUGGAAAAAGUUUUAACAGAAAAACAAACCUUAAUUCCCACAUGAAAAUUCACACUGGAGAAAAGUCUUACACGUGCCUUCAAUGUGGAAGGAGUUUUAUGCAUAAACAAACUCUUAAAAUCCACAUGAGAAUUCACACCGGAGAGAAGCCUUUCACACGCCUUCAGCUUGAGAAGAGUUUCACAUAUCGAGACCUGAAAUGUAAUUUGCAAGCUCAUUCUGGAAAGAAACUGCAGAGUUCUGAAUGUGCUAAGAGAUACACCUGA
This is a messenger RNA of Sinocyclocheilus rhinocerous, 1034 nucleotides long. RefSeq names its product gastrula zinc finger protein XlCGF8.2DB-like. Gene Ontology annotation, biological process: regulation of transcription by RNA polymerase II; embryo development. The coding region runs from base 54 to 1034 and encodes 326 amino acids. The transcript has 2 exons. Lineage: Eukaryota; Metazoa; Chordata; Actinopteri; Cypriniformes; Cyprinidae. The record is from RefSeq and is a predicted model, not a curated record. Gene Ontology annotation, molecular function: RNA polymerase II transcription regulatory region sequence-specific DNA binding; DNA-binding transcription factor activity, RNA polymerase II-specific. Gene Ontology annotation, cellular component: nucleus.